AUUCGAACUCUUCCACACGCAAUUGUUUUCCUUUCGGUCGACGAGCAGCUGUUCCUCCCUCUCCUGUUCAAGGGCAAUUUCCGGCAGGAUUAACGACCGCACAAAUGGGAGCAGAUUACAUUAGCUAUGCUUACGCCUCGGCAGUGGCUUUGGGGGGGAUUAUUGGAUAUGCUAAAGCUGGCAGCAUUCCGUCCCUAGGAGCUGGUCUGCUUUUUGGCUCGGUUUUGGGCUAUGGGGCCUACCAACUGAGUGAGAACCCCAACAACUACUACCUCACCCUAGGGACAAGCACAGCUCUUGGAGGCCUCAUGGGCAUGCGCUUCCUCAACUCGGGAAAGUUCAUGCCUCCAGGGCUCAUUGCCGUGAUGAGCUUGGCGAUGGUGGCUCGAUUGGGAGCACGAGCUGUUGGCCUCACAGACACCAAAAUGCAGUAAAUACAACAGUCAAUUGAUAAUUGGGGUAUCGUGCCAGCAUUCCUCAACUUUGCGUCUACUUAAGACAGUGUUUAAGGUUUUGUUUGAUGGAGUAUUUAUUCUAAAACAGGUUUAAUCACAAAGGCAUAAUAACACAUUGAAGGAUACAUACUCUGAAAUUCCGGGAGAGUAUGGUUUGUUCUGUCAGGGGAGACUGUAGCAAGAAGAGCGAACAAUUAAUUUAGUGUGAUGUGUUAAUGGAUUGCCCUUGUUUCCAAAAAUUGAAAAUGUUACUUUUGGAUAGGAAAAGGAAAUAUAUUUUUUCAAUUUUUGUGAAAACAGGUCCUUGAUAGAAGAUAUUACUAUAUGAAAGUCAUUUUCUUGUUGUAUGCUCUUUUACCAUUGUUCCAAUAAACAUAAAAUAGAA
Messenger RNA from Penaeus vannamei (Pacific white shrimp), 840 nucleotides. Its product is annotated as transmembrane protein 14C. Gene Ontology annotation, cellular component: mitochondrial membrane. The record is from RefSeq and is a predicted model, not a curated record. Lineage: Eukaryota; Metazoa; Arthropoda; Malacostraca; Decapoda; Penaeidae. Gene Ontology annotation, biological process: regulation of heme biosynthetic process.